AUGCUGGUUACCUAUUUAGAAGCCAGCCGGGAACUUUGCGAGACGGACUCAAUUCUUUUUGGCGCCGCACUGGCACUAUGCCGUAUUAUAGGCGCCAAACUUUCCACGGCUGGACGCGCUACUGGACAAAGUAGUGCUAUCCCAGCCUGGAGAAUAAGAAUUGAAGAACGUAUCGCAAAGGCUAGGGCCCUCAUCGGCAGACUGAUGUGCUUUAGGUCAGGCAAUACCAGGCCAAGGAUUGUGCGCACCGUCAGGAUGGCGUUUGCUGGGAUAAAUGUCAGUUUGUCCCAGCCGGAUAUAAUGCAAAAACUGACGGAGCGCAUAGACGACCAGAAGCAGAGAAUCGCUGCUUGA
This is a messenger RNA of Parnassius apollo (apollo), 354 nucleotides long. The record is from the annotation of a GenBank genome assembly. NCBI's taxonomy places the organism in Eukaryota, Metazoa, Arthropoda, Insecta, Lepidoptera, Papilionidae.